Molecule: messenger RNA, 1431 nt
Organism: Lathyrus sativus (Indian pea)
Lineage: Eukaryota; Viridiplantae; Streptophyta; Magnoliopsida; Fabales; Fabaceae
Source: the annotation of a GenBank genome assembly
AUGGAGUAUUUUGAAGAAGAGUUGAACGAGGCAGUGAGUCCCAAUGGACAAUGUUUUGACAACACUUGUCUAUCUUUGUACAUUCUUGCAUUCUUAGAAUUUCAAGUUCCAAUCCAUGACUUGCCAAUUCUCUCUUUGCUUCAAGAUGCUUUUCUUUCCAUCCCUCACUUCACCUCUAUAAUGGUUGAUGAUGAAAGAGGAGUGAAAAGAUGGAAACGAGUUGAAGUGAAGUUGGAGGAACAUAUCAUUGAACCCAAAUUCAUUGAUGGCAUGUCAGAUGAUUCAUAUGACAAUCAUUUUGGUGAAUAUAUAUCAAAGAUAUUAAUGGAGAAUUUAUCACCCACAAAGCCAUUAUGGCAAGUGCAUGUAAUCAAAUACCCUACAAGCAAUGCUUCAGGAACUUUGGUGUUCAAAUUUCAUCAUGCAAUUGGAGAUGGUUAUAGUCUCAUGGGUGUUAUUCUUUCUAGCCUCCAAAGAGCUGAUGACACUUCUCUCCCUUUGUCCUUUCCAUCACUUAAAUCAUCUUCGAAACCGAAAAAUAUUAGCAGAUUCACGAAGAGAAUGUCUCGGCUUCUCUCCACGCCUUUCAAUUUCGUGUCUGAGUUUGGAUGGAGUCUUCUAAAAAGUACAUUUUUUGAAGAUGAUGAAACUCCAAUAAGGUCAGGAGUUGAAGCGGUUGAGUUUCAGUCGAUCAAGUUAUCAAACAUCGCUUUUUCGAUGGAUCAUAUCAAAGAAAUUAAGUCUAAUCUUGGAGUGACGAUAAAUGACGCGAUUACGGGAAUAAUCUUCUACGGGAUUAGGCUUUACAUGCGAAAUAUUGACUAUAGAUCAAGAGAAUUGAAUUCAACCGCAUUGGUGAUAGCAAACACAAGGAAAGUUAAAGAUUACAAGAGAGUGCAAGAUAUGUUCAAGACUGGAAAUGGUGAUUGGGGUAACCAGAUUACAUAUUAUCAUGUAUCAGUACCGAAAUUACAAGACAUUUCGAUUUCGAGUCCACUUCAAUUUGUUAGGAAAGCGCACACUUCAAUCAAGAGGAAGAAAACUUCUUACGCUCCUCCUUUGAUUACCAAGCUUCUCCGGAUGAAGAAUAAGCUUGAAGGACCUGAGGCUUUGGCUAAAUAUAUUCAUGGAACAAUGAGAAAAUCAAGCUUGCUGAUCUCAAAUGUGGCUGGACCAAUUGAGCAAAUGGCUUGGGCAAAUCAUCCUAUAGGAGGUUUCUUCUUUACGUUGGCCGGCAUUCCUCAGAGUCUUGUCAUUACAAUCAUGAGUUAUAUGGGAAUGUUAAGAGUAACUAUUGCAACACAAGAAGGGUUCAUAGAUGAGCAAAAGUUAAUGCAGUAUCUGAAUAAUGCCUUUGAGAUAAUACAUCAUGAAUCAAUUGCUAAGGAGAAUAUUUCAAAAUGGAACAAAUUUUGUAAGGUUAUUCUGUAA